AUGCCGCCCGUACCGCCGCAGCCUCUCCCGCGCGUCAUCACCUACUACCAGACACACCACACUCCCGACGGCAAGCCCAUCUCGGUCCUUCCACUUCUUACCCAACAAGGGAUCAGCGUCACCCAUGUGAUUCUCGCGGCGAUACACAUUAACGAUGAUCCCCACGGCCUCACCCUGAACGACCAUACCCCCGACAACCCGCGAUUCCUUACACUAUGGGCCGAACUACGGGUGUUGCAGGCCAGCGGCGUCAAGGUCCUUGGCAUGCUCGGCGGCGCUGCCAAAGGCUCAUACGAGAGGCUGGACGGAGACGAGGAGAAGUUUGAAAGAUACUAUAUUCCCUUGCGCGACAUGCUUCGGACGCGAGGCCUCGACGGCAUCGAUUUGGACGUCGAAGAAGAGAUGAGUCUGGGCGGCAUCAUACGGCUCAUUGACCGCGUGCGACAGGACUUUGGCAAAGAUUUUGUCAUUUCCAUGGCUCCCGUGGCUGCGGCGCUGCUCAGCUCCGAGAACAACCUGAGCGGCUUUGACUACGAGGCCCUGGAAGUGAUGCGAGGGAAGGAGAUUGCCUGGUACAACGCUCAGUUUUACUGUGGAUGGGGCGACGUCAGUAAUCCAGUCAUGUACGAGAUGAUACUGGCGAGGGGCUGGCCGCCAGAGAAGGUCGUCAUGGGCCUGGUCACGAAUCCUGAAAACGGCAGCGGAUGGGUCUCGUGGGAGAUGCUCGGUGCUGUGCUUCUUACGCUCCGAAAUCGUUAUGCGCGGUUCGGGGGAGUCAUGGGAUGGGAAUAUUUCAACAGCUUGCCAUCAGGCCGGGAGAAGCCCUGGGAAUGGGCAAAGUGGAUGACGACGAUGUUGCGUGCAGACCAUACACAUCACUCGCCGGGUCCAGUACAAGGCACAGCCCCUGUGGAUUCCACGCAGCCAGUCGCCCAGGGAGUCAAGAAGCACCUCGUGGACGAAGCUGAUCCGGACGGCCCUAACAGCAAAGACGCGCCGCUACCUACGGCCUUCGAUUACUACUCGGAUGGCAACGUCGAGGACGAUUGA
Molecule: messenger RNA, 1050 nt
Organism: Colletotrichum orchidophilum
Lineage: Eukaryota; Fungi; Ascomycota; Sordariomycetes; Glomerellales; Glomerellaceae
Product: chitinase
Exons: 1
Coding region: 1-1050 (349 amino acids)
Biological process (GO): carbohydrate metabolic process
Cellular component (GO): extracellular region
Molecular function (GO): chitinase activity
Source: RefSeq, a predicted model, not a curated record